Molecule: messenger RNA, 288 nt
Organism: Botrytis fragariae
Lineage: Eukaryota; Fungi; Ascomycota; Leotiomycetes; Helotiales; Sclerotiniaceae
Exons: 2
Coding region: 1-288 (95 amino acids)
Source: RefSeq, a predicted model, not a curated record
AUGAAGUUCUCAUACGCUGCUAUUGUUCUCGGAGCUGCCUCCGUCGUAUCAGCUCAAAGUGCUGCUUGUACAGCAGCUGUGGCCGCUGUGCCUGCUUGCGGCGCUCCUUGCAUCACUUCAGCCGCUGCAACAUAUUGCACGGGAACCGACUACGCUUGUGAAUGCGAAGCUGCCACCUUUUCCAAGAUCGAGACUGAUGCUACCAAUUGUGUUAUUGCCGCUUGUGGAGCUACCGUCGCACUUGAAGUCUUGAGCGCUGUCAAUGCUGUUUGUACCGCCUGUGCUUAA